GGUAAUCUUGGUUCGACGUGACUAUACUCGAUCUUGAAAGUCCACGCUACUGCCAUUUUUAUUGUGUUGACAGUGACAGUGUGGUAGGGUUGACAUAAACCUCAUUUGAGGCCUAUUUGUUGGAAUUUGCAAAUUUAGAGGACGAUUGGAACCACCAGAAUGAGCUCUGUGUUUGCUGCCCCAGUCAUGUCAGGAAAGGAGAAAAUGAGUAACAACAAACCAACAGCUCUGCCUGCGUAUACUCCAGGGCCCCCACCCAUGGCUGCACCACCGACUUAUGCUCAGGCGGUUGGAGGCGUUCCCCCAUCAAGUCCUUUUACUGCUGCUCAGCCACAAAAUGGGCCUACUAUUCUGACCACGGUUGUUCCUGUUGGUCCGCAGUCUACCCACAUGAUCUGUCCUCAUUGUCUAGCCGAGAUUGAGACAUCGACUAAAACUGAGCCGGGAAUGAUUGCGUACAUAUCAGGAGUAGUAAUUGCGUUGCUUGGGUGCUGGCUUGGAUGUUGUCUCAUUCCAUGCUGCAUCCCUGAAUGCAUGGAUGUUCAUCACAACUGUCCCAACUGUAAAGCUUACUUGGGCCGUUUUAGGCGAUGAUUUAAUCUUCAGCCAUUAUUUAAUCAUAUUUGACUCCACAACUCUUUUACAAUUUUAUUCUUGAUUCUGAAUCAACUGCUGCAACAGCAUAAAUUUUGUUCUGUGGUGUUACUAUUUACCAGCACAAUUUCUAUGGACCUCACAAUUUUUUUGAGUCUCUUGGCUUUCAGGCUAGCAUACUGUUUUCAAAGCAUUUAAUGGUCAAUUAUUCUAUCAGACUCAUUCAGCUUUGAAGAAUUCUUUUUCUUUCUGAAGCACUUGAAUCAACUGUAUUGAUGUUGUCAAUUUAAAUGACCUGGCUCAUCAAAAAUUUUGGUACUAGUUUUUAUUGAUUAGAUUAAGAAAGUGACUGCAUGUCUUCAGAGACAAUGGGAUUGAUUCCCCUUCAAAUCUCACUGCAACAUAUGAUCUGAAUCUUGCUUUAAAUUAAAGACCGAACAUACUAGGAGAUUUGUCACUAAAAUGUAUUUUUACAGAAUCAACAUGAACUAAUUUGGAUAUUUUUUGUAAUUUGUGUAACUAGUAACUUUAAAAUUUCUAGUUCCUCUCUUCUUAUGGCUUUCUGUAUGAUAUUAAUCAUUUCAUGGGGAACAGAGGGUUUCAUAUUCUGUUUACUGUCUACUGCAUCAUAAUUUAUAUGUAGACCCAGUUCAGAUCAACCUCUGUUGGAGUAAUAUUAAAUGUUCUGGUCCUUGCAGUGCUACCCACUGCUGCACAUACUCUGGACUUCAAUGAAUUUUCACUAUGUGUAUGCACAAUUCUUGUCUGGCAUUUUACUGAGGGUGUAAUGUAUGUUAUUAUAAUUAUCUAAUAGUUGAAUGACUUGUACAACAUCAUGAAGUUCAGGUACCCAUUUAGCCACUGUUUGUAUUUUCAUAGUAUUGAACCUUUCCACAAUCAACUUUGACAACAUCCUCGUAGAUGUGUAAGGAUUUCACCUGUCAGAUAGAAAGUCUUUUUUUUCUUUUUUUUUUAAAUCUAAAGAAAUAUACAAUGAACUUAUUAAUUUAAUACUAACUGGCCAUUUUGAUACAAUUUGUUUUAAUCAAAGUUAAGGUAGACAUGAUGUGGUAGUGCUUUUGUGUUUAACUUGAACAUACCUACUCUGUGUGUGAUGUGAUGAAAGACUGUUUACAGUCUGGAGGGAUUAUUGGGAACUGUCACAUAUCCUGCUGUAGGGAGUUGAGAGUUGUGCUCUACUUAGUCAUCUGCUAAAAAAAAAAAGGCUACAGCUUUAAUGAGUCCUCAUUAACGCGUUAAGUGCGGCGGACUUUUUACCCCUAUGAUUUAAUCAAACCAAGGGUGCAACUACUAUGUAAAUGGUCGCAUCGCACUUAACAUGUUAAAUCUCACUCAAUGUCUUUGGGUUAUUUAGUUCAAAGUCUUGUUAUAUAGUGUUGUAGUAAGAACUGAUGAUAAAGGAAGGCAUUGCUUUGUUUUAAUUUUUUUGUGCUUUUAGUUGUACCGGAUGUGAUAAUUUUUCCUUUAUCAGAUAAUGAUUUAUUCAAUCUGAUACUGUCCUAUUUUUGUAACAAAAUAACGUUCAAUGUAAUAUAUAUAGCAUUUUACUCUAAA
Molecule: messenger RNA, 2169 nt
Organism: Frankliniella occidentalis (western flower thrips)
Lineage: Eukaryota; Metazoa; Arthropoda; Insecta; Thysanoptera; Thripidae
Product: LITAF domain-containing protein
Exons: 4
Coding region: 160-594 (144 amino acids)
Molecular function (GO): zinc ion binding
Source: RefSeq, a predicted model, not a curated record